Molecule: messenger RNA, 7086 nt
Organism: Heterocephalus glaber (naked mole-rat)
Lineage: Eukaryota; Metazoa; Chordata; Mammalia; Rodentia; Bathyergidae
Gene: Ankrd44
Product: ankyrin repeat domain 44
Molecular function (GO): protein binding
Source: RefSeq, a predicted model, not a curated record
ACUUCCUGUCGCGGGCGGAGCCGGGAGGCUGUCAACCCGCGGGCGCGCGGCCCUUCCGCCUGCGCCGCGCGGACCUCCGGGCCGGGACCGAGCCCGCGGCCAGGAUGGCGGUGCUCAAGCUCGCGGACCAGCCCCCACUGGUCCAGGCGAUCUUCAGCGGCGACCCUGAGGAGAUCCGGGUGCUUAUCCACAAAACGGAGGACGUGAACGCGCUGGAUUCCGAGAAGCGAACUCCCCUUCAUGUGGCUGCAUUUCUGGGAGAUGCAGAGAUCAUCGAGCUCCUGAUUCUGUCAGGAGCUCGUGUCAAUGCCAAGGACAACAUGUGGCUGACCCCGCUGCACCGGGCAGUGGCUUCCAGGAGUGAGGAAGCAGUGCAAGUGCUGAUCAAGCACUCGGCUGACGUCAAUGCAAGGGACAAGAACUGGCAGACGCCGCUGCACGUGGCCGCAGCCAACAAGGCCAUCAAAUGCGCAGAGGUGAUCAUCCCGCUGCUGAGCAGCGUCAACGUCUCCGACCGCGGGGGGCGCACGGCGCUGCACCACGCGGCCCUGAAUGGCCAUGUGGAGAUGGUCAAUCUACUCUUAGCCAAAGGCGCGAACAUCAACGCAUUUGACAAGAAGGACCGGCGUGCGCUGCACUGGGCAGUGUACAUAGGCCACCUGGACGUCGUGGUCCUGCUCAUUAACCAUGGCGCAGAAGUGACCUGCAAGGACAAGAAGGGUUACACCCCACUGCAUGCUGCGGCCUCCAACGGGCAGAUCAACGUCGUCAAACAUCUCCUGAAUCUCGGGGUGGAGAUUGACGAAAUCAACAUCUACGGGAACACGGCCCUGCACAUCGCCUGCUACAAUGGCCAGGAUGCCGUGGUGAGCGAGCUGAUCGAUUACGGUGCCAACGUGAACCAGCCCAACCACAGCGGCUUCACCCCUCUGCACUUCGCCGCCGCCUCCACCCACGGCGCCCUGUGCCUGGAGCUGUUGGUGAACAACGGGGCGGACGUUAACAUCCAGAGUAAAGAUGGCAAAAGUCCCCUGCACAUGACAGCUGUCCACGGACGGUUCACGCGGUCACAGACCCUCAUUCAGAACGGGGGCGAGAUCGACUGCGUGGACAAGGACGGCAACACUCCGCUCCACGUGGCUGCGCGCUACGGCCACGAGCUUCUGAUUAACACGCUGAUCACCAGCGGGGCCGACACUGCCAAGUGUGGGAUCCAUAGCAUGUUCCCCUUACAUUUAGCCGCCCUAAAUGCCCACUCUGACUGCUGCAGAAAGCUCUUGUCAUCAGGCUUUGAAAUAGAUACCCCAGAUAAAUUUGGAAGAACGUGCCUUCACGCUGCUGCUGCAGGAGGUAAUGUGGAAUGUAUAAAACUCUUGCAGAGCAGUGGAGCGGAUUUCCACAAAAAGGACAAAUGUGGGAGAACCCCUUUGCACUAUGCAGCUGCAAAUUGUCAUUUCCACUGUAUUGAGACUUUAGUGACCACGGGGGCCAACGUCAACGAAACAGAUGACUGGGGGCGGACAGCUCUGCACUAUGCUGCGGCCUCGGAUGUGGACAGAAAUAAGACCGUGUUGGGAAAUGCCCAUGAAAAUUUGGAAGAACUUGAAAGAGCCAGGGAGCUGAAGGAGAAGGAAGCUGCACUAUGCCUGGAGUUUCUGCUUCAACAUGACGCAAACCCGUCCAUCCGGGACAAGGAGGGGUACAAUAGCAUCCAUUAUGCUGCUGCCUAUGGCCACCGGCAAUGUCUGGAGUUGCUUUUGGAAAGAACCAACACUGGGUGUGAAGGGUCCGACUCCGGUGCUACCAAGAGUCCUCUGCACUUAGCUGCCUACAACGGGCACCACCAGGCCUUGGAAGUUCUCCUGCAGUCGCUGGUGGACCUGGACAUCAGGGACGAGAAAGGUCGCACGGCACUGGACCUGGCCGCCUUCAGGGGACACGCGGAGUGUGUGGAAGCGCUUGUCAACCAGGGCGCCUCCAUCUUUGUGAGAGACAGCGUGACCAAGAGGACCCCCCUGCAUGCCUCAGUUAUCAAUGGCCACACCCUGUGUUUACGGCUCUUGCUAGAAAUGUCAGACAACCCGGAAGUGGUGGACGUGAAAGAUGCCAAAGGACAAACGCCCCUGAUGCUUGCAGUCGCAUACGGACACAUCGACGCGGUCUCGUUGCUCCUAGAGAAGGAGGCCAACAUGGAUGCUGCGGACGUGAUGGGCUGCACCGCCCUACACCGAGGGAUCAUGACGGGACAUGAAGAGUGCGUGCAGAUGCUGCUGGAGCAGGAGGUGUCGGUGCUCUGUAGGGACUUCCGGGGAAGGACGCCCCUGCACUAUGCCGCCGCCCGCGGCCACGCCACGUGGCUGAGCGAGCUGCUGCAGAUGGCUCUGGCUGAGGAGGACUGCUGCCUGCGGGACAGCCAGGGCUACACGCCCCUGCACUGGGCCUGCUACCAUGGCAAUGAAAACUGUAUAGAGAUACUUUUGGAGCAAAAAUGUUUCCGUGCGUUCGUGGGGAACCCGUUCACGCCUCUUCACUGUGCAAUAAUAAAUGAUCAUGAGAACUGUGCGUCGAUGCUUCUCGGGGCCAUCGAUUCCAGCAUCGUCAGCUGCGGAGAUGACAGAGGCCGGACACCCCUCCACGCAGCAGCGUUCGGGGACCACGUGGAUUGCUUGCAGCUCCUCUUGCGACACAACGCUCAGGUGAACGCUGUGGACAAUUCGGGGAAGACCGCACUGAUGAUGGCCGCAGAGAACGGGCAGGCGGGUGCCGUGGAUAUUUUGGUGAACAGUGCCCAGGCUGAUCUGACUGUGAAGGAUAAGGACUUGAAUACACCUUUACAUCUGGCCAGUAGUGAAGGUCAUGAAAAAUGUGCCUUGUUGAUACUUGACAAGAUACAAGAUGAAAGCCUUAUUAAUGCCAAAAAUAAUGCACUGCAGACACCCCUCCACAUUGCUGCUCGCAAUGGCCUGAAGGUGGUAGUGGAGGAGCUGUUGGCCAGAGGAGCCUGUGUACUCGCUGUGGAUGAAAAUGGUGUUGGAAUUAGCAGCUCAUGCCUAUUUCUCAGAAGUCACACCCCGGCCCUGGCUUGCGCUCCUAACAAAGAUGUGGCCGACUGCCUGGCCCUCAUUCUGGCUACCAUGAUGCCUUUUUCUCCGUCCAGUGCAAUGACGGCUGUCAACUUCGUUUGUUUUAAAAAAGAUAAUUUGAGCAGGACGACCCUCUCCAACCUGGGUAGCGUGGUUAGCCUGUGCAGUAACGACGUAGGCUCCGAGGACGGGUACAAUGAGAAUGACUCUGAUUCCGAAACCUUUUGACUUGGAACUGUAGGAGCUUUUCCCUGAUCGCACGUGUUGGAGGAAGGGAAGAGGCUUGAUUUCCAGGUUUCUGCCAUGGUCCAGUAUUAUAAUGGGGCCCGAGCUUUGGGAAGCCAGAGGAGGAGGAGGGAGAGCCGCCGCGCUGGAGGGGACACUGGUACAAGGGGUCCUGGUUUGGUUUGGUUUCAUGUUUUCCUUAGCUCCAAGGUACUUCUGUGAAAGUCUACCUCUCAUUUAAGUAAGGAAUAAAACUGUAUUUAAUUCUUUUUCUUUGGGGAUAAUGCAAGGGAGAGGCGGCUGCUCACGGUAAGGAAGCAUCUCAGUGUCGAAUCCGUGUCCCGGGGAGGGAAGGGCAGCCGCGGACAGGAAAUGCCUCCGACCUCUUCUUGCUUUGAUGUUUACUUCCUCACUAGAAGCCAAAGGUAAAGGCAUUCGUCUUCAGAAGUAACGCCAGCUAACGAUCUUUCAAGGCAGUCCAGCUCUUCCUUUCCAGUCUGCAGUGAGCACUUAAAUAUCCAGAACUUCUUUCUGAGGAUCUUUGUUAGUUUCCAGAUGAAUGGGAAUCUUGAACUUGCUUUCGUUGUUUAACACAGAUGUGGCACGCAGAGCUCCCCUAACAAGCCUGUGACUAAUUUUCACCCCGGUGAUUAAAUCCAAGUUGACCUAGUAACAUUCCAGGUGAAAAUCACAUUGCACCAAAACUUUGAGAUGAUAUGCAAACUUAAUACAAAACUACCCUGUUGAUUUGUUCUUAAAUCAAAAUACUAACUUUUUAAAAGCAUCUGAUUCAUCAGCAUUGUUCAUCGCUAGUGAAGUGUUCCGUGAGAGGGGGACUGCGAAAGGGAACCCAGAAUGGGGAGGCGGGUGACACAGGAACAGAAGCCAAUGGCUAGUUGCAUGCUGAUGAAGUCAGCAUAGUGAAUGCUGUGUCUGCUCCCUCUGCCAAAGCUUCUAGGUCAAACGGGCCCCAUUCUGCAUCUGGAAGAGCUGUACGGAAAGAAGAAUGAGACUGAACAGUAAGCACAUCUACAGGAGCACAUGUGCCUGUCUCUAUGUGUGUGCAUGUGGCUCAUCAGCCAGCUGUACGUGAGGACCAAAAUGCUUCAGUCUAAAAUGGAAGAUUUUACAUGUUUGCCUUCAAAGUGCAAGUAAGAACUGAAGCCUCUUUUCCAUGGCAUCCAAAUGUAACCCUUUUUGAGUACCAGUCUUUAUUGUAUUUUAUUUUUCUUAGAACACAGAUUUCCAGCUGACAGCUGGACAUUUGUCACGGAUAAGGUUUUGACCACGGUUUUUUUGCCGAACUAGAGAAGAUGUCCAUACACUUUGGAUGUAAAUGUGUUUAUAUUUAUUUGAAUGAAAGAAAUACGAGGAAACAUCCGCUGUUUGUCCUCUAUUUUCAUUGCUGUGUAUUUUAUUUAGAAUAAUAAUAAUUUUAAAAAAGUAGAAGCCACCGUUGACCCCGGGCCAGCUGGAAGCUCUGGGGACAAACCCAGCACUUCCAAUGCAGAGGUUUCCAUCUGCCCUCAGCCUCUGGCCCAGCCUAUCUGUAGCCAGUUGAGAGCUCAGAAGACACCACAACCCACUCUUCUUCGAGGGGAGCUGGUGUGUGUAGCCUUGUGCACGGAGGUACUGUGAAGAGACACCCAGGAAUUACCCCGCAAACACUGAAAAUCUUUCACGGUCCCAGCAACCCGCCGGGCAAGGCUGCCAGUGCAGGCGCUGUGCUAACAGGAAAAUAAAAUCACCAGCUCAGGUGCAUUUUCCACUGGAGGAAGAGACAGGAAAGAAAUUGGUUUCAUUAGGGCAGAAUUAUUAGACAUUUUAUAAUAGGUUCCGUUGUCACCCUGGAAACACAUGAGAUCAUUUUUAAAACAGUGUCCUCUGCCGUCUGAAUCAAAUACAGACACUCCCUCGUGACAUUUUUCAUCUAGCUGUAAAAGACCUUAGUCUUCCUCCUGUAAUAUCCUGGAUUUAAUUAAAACUCAUUUAAUUAAAUGAGAGCUUGUUCAAAAGUCUCAGAGAACUGGUAUUAAUUUCAUCAAAAAAUGCAACACCACCAAUAUUGUUUUUAAAUUCUUGGUGUGGUGUUUCCCUCCUUCUUCUCCUCUUUUUGUUUACAGAAGAUGAAUUUUUUUAAAGUAGGCAAAUUGCUAAUGAGCAAUGAUGACUUUUUCUUUACCAAAACUCUGAAAAUAAGGGAGCUCCAGUGUCAAAGAAGCAUGAUAUACUGCAGUGUCUUUUUCUAGAAGUGAAUGGAAAUCUCACUCGGUGGCAUUUAAAGGAGGAAGUGAAGUGCUGCAUUCUCCGGAGAGCACAUUAACAUUUUCCCCCAGAGUAGCAGAGUCUAGGACCCUUGUGAGCCGGGCUGUGAUCUAGCAUCAGAUGUCUCCAUGGAGCUGUGCUUGGCAGGAAAUGAAAUCAUGCUCACUGUAACUGACCCUUGAAUCAGUGUCUGGUCUCCCCACCCACCCACCCCUCUGUUUCAUAAGAGAUCAAAUUUUUUUAAGAAAUGACUUUUAAAACUACAGGUUCUGUGUGCUCCAGUUACAUGUCUUAGAGAUAAUGUUUGCAGCAUUGCUUUCUAAAGAAAGAAACCAGAAGGCGUGUUUCUGAGUCUUGGAUGCUUAGUGCUUUUCCUUCAAUGUGUUAUUUUUAGACUCAUUUUUAACCACGGCCACCGGACCGUGUUCACCUCACUUAUCUGUUCACCAGUGUCUGCCUCUUUGGUACAUACAUUUUCUGUCUCCAAAUUGCCUAAAAUCUGCUAUGAUUCUCCAGUAAAUAGCUCAGGGGAUUUCUAUUUAUCACUACUAAAAGGGCACCAUAGUAUGUUUUGGUACUUUAGGCAGUGAACAGCUGCUUGACUUACUCUUUUAUUAUGAGGUUAGAACAAGACCAUUCAAUGGAUUUGCUGCACUAGUUAAUCUUUGUACUGUCCAGCAACUUGGUUUGCUUGUCUGUUGCGCUGGUUGAAGAACUCAUCCCUCUUCUCAUCUUGUAACAUGAAGUUAGAGUGCCUUUUUAUAUUUGUAUAUUCUGAAAAUGUUUCGUGAAACGUUUUGUAUUUUUUCAUUUGAGUGUUAUCAGAGCAAUAUAAUACCAGUGAGGUUUCAUUUCAACCUUUCUUUGAAUGUAGAGUGUGUUUUUUUUCCUACUGCCCCCAUCUCUGCUUUGAAAUGAAAAUGCUGAAGUUUUCUAUAGGAGUUAUGUUUGAUAUUGCAGUGCUAAAAUGCUUUCUUCUCACACAACUGUAAACCCUAGGUCAGUAUUAUAGGAGAAGAGCAUUUUAAGAUAGUGACAAUCUAAGUGUGUGCAUAAAAUGUAAUCAUAUGCAUUUCUUAUGCAGUGACCUAAAGGUUCAAUGCAAGUAUCUUUGGUAGUUUUGUCUACAUCCUUUAUGCUUUCGCAUGUGCAAUAUAUCUUUGCAAAGCACGGUGAUACAAAUCUGGUGCCAGUGUUAUCUUUUGCAUAACAUAUUUGUAACAGCCUAAAAUGUUGUUUGAUGAUUUGGGUGGGAUUUUGUCUGUAAUGUUUUCUUAUGUAAAUCGGAGUUGGAUGACUCUGGUAAAUGUCAUGACUGUAAAAAAAUGAGGAAAACUUGGUUUUAGUUCAGUGAAUGACUUGGAACCAAUCUGACUCUUCUCAAGCACAGUUUAAUACUUUUGCAACUACUGGAUGCUCUCAUAACAUAAUGAAGUACUUAACUGUAUUAUACUAUGGAAAUGCAUUCAGAUGGUUAUUUUUACAAAUAAAAGCGGUACACAUAUUGUUGCAA